AUGUUGCAUUAGAAGAACAAAUUAAACAUAAAUCAGAACAACAAAGUAUAGAACUUUGGAGACUAGAAAUUGAAAAAAAUAGUGAUCUUACAUGUAUAAUUCCACAACAAGAAAAUAACAAGGGUAGGCUCUUUGGAUUUACAACCCCUCUUGGAAAAGAAGUUCUUCACGAAGCUACUAUUAUUCUUUUAGACUCAACCCAUAGUAUAAACAAACAUAAGGAUCUUUUAUAUACUUUUCUCUCACGUGAUCCACAAACAGGAAAAGGAAUCACACUUGCUCAUUUAAUAUCCUCACGCAAAAAUACAGAAUCAGUACAAUAUUGGUUUUGUAAUCUUCGUAACCAAUUUCCUAAUUGGCAAGGCCCUUUAGCAUUUUUUGUUGAUUGUGAUCCGGCCCAAAUUAAAGCUCUUAAAUUGGAAUUUCCAGAAAAAGAACUUCUUGAUGAUUUAAAGUUUCUUAUGUAUGCUGAUAAUAUCAACAUUGCUGAAGAAGCGUUAAUAUCUUUUUUAGAAAAAUGGAAAGAUUCCAUAGCUUUUAUCACCUACUUUAAGCAAACCUGGUUAAACGUAAAUGAAUAUGAUAAUUUUUCUGGAGUGAAAAAAACUAUGUGGAUGAAUGCAUACCGAACAGAUGUUCCACAUAUGAAUAUUAAUACUACCAACUUGCUGGAAGCAUGGCAUAGACGUCUCAAGUAUAGUAAUUUCGAAGGAAAAGUAAACCGACGUAGUGAUGUUCUGAUCUAUGAAUUAUAUGUUGUGAUGGAAGGUGAUGCCCGGCGCCAGCGACGGCUUGCAGAUAUUAGAGCUG
This is a messenger RNA of Racocetra persica, 810 nucleotides long. The record is from the annotation of a GenBank genome assembly. Lineage: Eukaryota; Fungi; Glomeromycota; Glomeromycetes; Diversisporales; Gigasporaceae.